GUCUGUGUCCCCCGUGUGUCCCCUGUGUCCCCCGUGUCCUGUGUGUGUCCCCCGUGUGUCCCCCCGUGUCCUGUGUGUGUCCCCUGUCUGUCCACCUGUCCCCUGUGUGUGUCCCCCGUGUGUCCUGUCUGUGUCCCCCGUGUGUCCUGUCUGUGUCCCCUGUGUGUCCCCCGUGUGCUGCGUGCCCACGACCUCCCCGUCCCCCCCCCGACGACACUGCCACCUGCCGCGGGCGCUGCCACCCCUCGGGCCACCACCGGCACCCCGACGUCCCCCCGGUGUCCCCGGGGCUGCCCCCCCGCGCGGUGCCAUCCCGGGCCGUGCCAGCAGAUGUCACCCCGUGCCCGCCCCCCCGGGACCCCCGACCCCCGGGGGUGUCCCCAUCAUCCCCCAACCCCGGCAUGUCCCCAAAGUCCCCUUGGAGCAGCCAGGGUGACACCUGGGGACCGCGCUGGGCCAGCUCGGCGCCCCCAGCACGCCCCAGUACAUCCCAGUAACCCCCAGUAGCUCUGGUGGCCACCGGGGCGAGGCGAGUGGCCACGCGCGGGUGGCAGGUGACACCUCUGGGGACAGAGGGGGGCACACCGAGGCGUGCCUGGGGGGGGGUCUCACGCUCGGGAGCGCGCACGGACCGGGCCGGGGGGGGCGGGGGCGUCCCCGCCGUGCCCGCGCACACGCGCGUGCAAAAACCCCCCCCGGCCGUUAAUGAGGAUGAGCUCAUUAACGGGGAUUAACGCCUAUCUAUAGCGGGGCGGCGGGGGCAGCCCCGGGCCCGCGGCGGGGGCUGCGGGGGUCCCCGGUGCCGCCCCCGGCCCCGCUCCGGCCGCUGCCCGGUCCCGGCCCGUUCCGGGGCGGAGCCGCCGGCACCGAGCGGGGAGCGGAGCCGUUUCCCCCCGCUCGCAGCCCGGGGCGGGGCGGGGGGGCCGCUCUCAGCCCCACCCGCCAUGCCGGGGGUCCCGCUGCCCUUCGUCCUCCUCCUCCUCCUCCUCCUCCUCGCCGGGACCCCCGCCCGCUCCUUCCCGCGGGACCUGGUGGCCCGCAGCACCGUGGGGCUCGCAGCCACGGCCGCCUACCCGCGCUUCGGGGGUCUCCGGGGGGACAACGGCACGGCUCGGCUCGGCCUGGCCUUCCAGCGCAUGCUGCGGCUCAACGGGACGCUGCUCGUGGCUGCCCGGGAUCACAUCUACGCCUUCGACCUGCGGCAGGACCGGGGGUCGCUGUACCCGGAGCGGCACCUCACCUGGGAGACGCAGGACAGGGAGAACUGCGCCAUGCGGGGCCGGCGGCAGGACGAGUGUCACAAUUACAUCCGGGUGCUGGUGCCCCGCGACGCCGAGACCCUGCUGGCCUGCGGCACCAACGCCUUCAGCCCCCUGUGCCGCACCUACCAGGUGAGCAGCCUGGCACAGCAGGGUGAGGAGGUCAGCGGCCAGGCGCGGUGCCCCUUUGAUGCCAAGCAGAGCAUCGUGGCCCUCUUUGUCGAUGGCAGCCUGUACUCGGCCACGGUGGCCGAUUUCCAGGCGAGUGACGCCGUGAUCUACCGCAGCCUGAGCCCCGGGCAGGCCCCCCUGCGCACCCUCAAAUACAGCUCCCGCUGGCUGCAGGAACCCCACUUUGUCCAGGUGCUGCCCUACGGCCCCUACGUCUACUUCUUCUUCAGGGAGGUGGCAGUGGAGCUCAGCGCCCUGGGCAAGGUGCUGGUGGCCCGCGUGGCCCGGGUGUGCCGCAAUGACCGCGGCGGGUCCCCGCGGGUGCUGGAGCGCCGCUGGACGUCCUUCCUGAAGGUGCGGCUGCAGUGCUCCGUCCCCGGGGACACCGUCUUCUACUUCGAUGUCCUGGAGGCCGUGACGCCCCCCCAGACCCUGCACGGCCGCCCCGCUGUCCUCGCCCUCUUCGGCACCCAGCCCAACAGCAUCCCCGGCUCGGCCGUGUGCGCCUUCUACCUGGCAGACGUGGAGCGCUCCUUCGAGGGCCCCUUCGCCGAGCCCCGUGGGACCACCUGGGCCCCCGUGCCAGAGGAGAGGGUCCCUCAGCCCAGGCCGGGCUGCUGUGCCGGGAUGGGAGCUGCUGCCGGCGUUGUCACCUCUGGGGACUUCCCUGACGAGACGCUGCUGUUCGCCAAGGAGCACCCGCUGCUGCACGGCGCCGUGGGCCCCGCGGGCGGGCGGCCGCUCUUCACCCACACCGGCACCAGGCUGACCCAGCUGGCCGCGGACACGGGCGCGGGGCCCCGCGGGAACCACACCGUGCUGUUCCUGGGCGCCGAGGACGGGCGGCUGCUGAAGGUCCUGGCAGCUGCACAGAGCCCCGAGGCCACGCAGCCCCCCGGGGGCACCCCGGCACCGGGGGACACCGGGGAGCCGGGGGACAGCGGGGACAGCAGUGGCAAGCCGCUGCUGCUGGAGGAGAUCAGCCUCUACGACCCCGGGCGGUGCCACAGCCCGCGGGGCUCCGGGGUGCCCAGCCGGGUGCUGGGGCUGGAGCUGCACCUGCCGGGCCGGGAGCUGCUCGUGGCCUUCGCCGGGUGCCUGCUGCGGCUGCCCCUGAGCCGCUGCGCCCGCCACGGCUCCUGCCGGGGGAGCUGCCUGGCUGCCCGAGACCCCUACUGUGUCUGGCUGCCCUCCAGGGGCUGCGUCCCCUUCUCCGAGGACCUUCCGAGUGGCUUCCAGCAGGACGUGGAGGGAUCCCUGGGGAUCAGCGGGACCUGCCAAGGGGCUGCAGAGGAUGAUGAUGAGGAUGGAGACCUGGCCCACGGGGUGCGGCACCCGGGCCCGGCGGCCGAGUCGACGGUGCCGGUGCCGGUGCUGGUGGGCUGCGUGCUGGGCGCCUUCGCCCUGGGAGCCCUGGCCACCGGGCUGGUGGCCACCUGCUGCCAGCGCCCCGCCGUCCCCAAAGCCCCCCCGGAGCCGCCCUGCGCCCCUCGGAGCCCGGCCCAGCCCGCCGUGCCCCGCCUGUACCCCGCGCUGCCGCCCCAGGGAGGGAGCGGCUCCUUUCGGGACCCCCCCGAGCCGCAGCCCGAGCCCCCCGCGCCGCCCCCGGCCCGCGCAGCCCGGGAGCCCCCCGGGCCGGGCGCACCGGGCAGGGCUGCCCGGGAGGAGCUGCCGCAGCGGCCGCCCGGGGGCUCGGCGUGGCCGGUGACCCCCCCGGGCAGCGGCUCCUUCACCAACCGGGUGCUGCCGCGCUCCGCGGGUCCCGGACCCCCGUUCGGCCCCCACGACCGGGCCCCGGUGCGCCUGGAUGUGCCCCCCGACAGCCCCCCGGCGCCGCGGCGGCCGCUGGCACCGAGCCGCUCGCUGGGGGGGACCCCCGUGAGCCCCCCCGGGCCGCCGCGGGGCCUCACCCGCAUGCACUCGCUGGGGACACCGGGGGGCACAGCCUGGGGACCCCGGCCCGGCGCCCUGGAGCGCUCGCUGUCCGUGAAGCCCCCCGUGCUCCCCAAGCCGCUGCUGCUGCCCGCGGCCCCCGGGCGCCACUGAGACCCCCCCGGGACGCCCCAAAUGCAGCGGGGGACCCCGAGCUGUCACCUGCCCCCACGGACCCAGCUCUCUGUCCCCAUGUCACCAGGACAGACAGGGAUCCCGUGUCCCCACACUGCAGUGACAAGGUCUCCAUGUCUCCCGUCCCCCCGGUUUUGCUUUUUUUUAAUUCUUUCUAAUUUAUUUUCUGUUCGUGGGGGGGAUGGGAGUUGCUGUCACCCCCCUCUUUGGGGACACCAGGAAAGGGGGACACAUGGCCCAGCCCAUCCUACUGUGUAGGAGCAGGGCUGGGCCGGGGCACUGCAACAGUGGCACAGGAUUUUAAUAAAAAAUACACAACAAAAAAAUGAGC
Messenger RNA from Passer domesticus (house sparrow), 3828 nucleotides. It is a transcript of the gene SEMA6C, whose product is annotated as semaphorin 6C. Gene Ontology annotation, molecular function: semaphorin receptor binding; chemorepellent activity. The coding region runs from base 945 to 3476 and encodes 843 amino acids. Gene Ontology annotation, biological process: negative regulation of axon extension involved in axon guidance; axon guidance; positive regulation of cell migration. The transcript is spliced from 18 exons. Lineage: Eukaryota; Metazoa; Chordata; Aves; Passeriformes; Passeridae. Gene Ontology annotation, cellular component: plasma membrane. The record is from RefSeq and is a predicted model, not a curated record.